Vitrella brassicaformis is the source of this 2634-nucleotide messenger RNA. The record is from the annotation of a GenBank genome assembly. Lineage: Eukaryota; Vitrellaceae.
AUGCUGGACCGCCCCUCUGGUGGCCCGGCGUACCCGAACGUUCGUUAUCUGGACCUCGACUCCAAUCGUCUCAACACGUCCAUCAACCUGACGUUGUUCCCCAACCUCCGUCAGGCCGACUUUAGUAACAACCGCAUCCCGGGAUUCAUCGGCAACGGAUCCAUGCCCAAAUCGUAAGCGACAUACAGAGAGAUGAGGAUAUAGCGACAGGUGUUUGCCUGUCAGGUUGUGGUACUUGAGUUUGGCGGACAACCUGCUGACUGCCCUGCCGGAGGGCUUCCGCUCCAUGCCGAACCUACUGUCGCUGAAUCUCGCCAACAAUCGCAUCAGCCAGUGGCCCACAUGGGGGUCGACACCACCAGGAUUAUGCAUGGGGGAUUUUCUCAGUAAGUUCUUGGAAUAUACAGGCGAGCAGGCGGUCGUGUUCUCUCUGUGACGAUGCGGUAGGCUUGGAUAUUGUGAAAGAUCAUGAUCCCCCGCCGGACUGGGGCAGCCUGACCUACUUCGACGUCUCCAACAAUCCCAUCAACACAGACGUGACCGCAUUCCUGAUGCCCCUCAAAUGGCAGAGAAGGUAAAACAAUACACAGACGCAUUAAUACACAGACAUGGCAUCUGUGGUCGCUGGAAUGCAUCUGUCUGAUCUCCUCGUGUGCGUCAGUUUGACGGUGCUGGGUGCAUCGAACUGCAGUCUUUACGGCCCCAUGAAUUGCGAGGCUUUCACGACAUUCGAGGUUGCGAAGGUUGCGGGCCUGAUGGACCAAGGCAUACCGGUAACCACACGCAUACACACGCGCACGCGCGCGCGCACACACACACACACAGAGAGAGAGAGAGAGAGAGCGAGAGAGAGAGAAGUGCAGAGGACUUUCCUGUGUGCGUGUGUGGUGUGUGCAGGUGACAGCUUCAAUCUGGUCGUUUCCUAACCUCUUUUUUUUGUAUCUGAGGGACAAUCGCAUCACGGCCAUCGACACGGGCGGCGUGCAGCUGGAACUCUACCACAUCGACUUUUCCAACAACUCGCUUGUGAGCGUGGCGAGCGGCGACUGGAGUUUCUUCGACGUCCUGCAUGCAAGGUUCACGGAGAACCCAGACUUGAGGCACGACUCGGUCCACCCCAUACCGAUUGAGGUAAGAAAAUGGCGGGUUGUAUGCGCUGCAGGCGAUGGCGGUGUAUCAUCCUCUGUGUGUGUGUUUGUAUGUCUCUCAGAAGUGUCAGGAUUUGCGUCAGAACUUCAACGAGAUGAGCAUACCGAGACCACUGGUGCCCGACCCGCAGGGUGGGUAACACAGCACAGCACACGCAGACGUCCACUGCCAUCGUGAUAACGCCUAUGCAUGCUUGAUGCAGGAUAUUCGGUGCGUACGUUGGACAACGGCGAGGAGCGUUUCGAGUGCACCGAGUUCUGCUCCACAUUCAACAAAAUCGAGGUCAGUGAUCAGCCAGCCAGCAAAACAAGCUCGCGUACAGUCAUUGUGCUCGGUGUGCGCACAGGUCGACUACACCAUCAACUCGGAUGCGCUGUGCCGCUGUCUGCCCGGCUACGAGGGCACGGGGGCCAACUGUACCAAGUGCCCACGGAACACAUACUCCAACAGAGAUUACGGCACACGAACCUGCAAACAAUACCCCGAUGAUGCAGGUCAGCAGCAUUUGACCGCUUCCGACUAUAUACACGAUUGGAUUUAAUUGUCCAGGUUCUGCCGAGGGGUCAGCUGCAUGUUACUGUCGUCUUGGAUACGAGAGGGGCGAGGAGCCGUGCGAGCCGUGUACAGAAGGGUCUGUUGGCGUGCAGAAGCGCGGUAACAACGGCAGCCGCGCCACGUGGAUCUGCCAAGACUGUUUGCCGGGAUUGAACUGCUCCAUUCCCGUCAACUACAAUGCGAAUGUGCUGCCGGGCUUCUUCCAACUUACUGUCCAGCUGCAAUCUGAGAAUUCAUCUCACAACGCCGCACGAGAAGUGACAACGUAAGAAUGAAAGGCAAGAAAGGCUAGUGCUGAGCAGGCAAGUGAGUGGGAUUUUGGUGUCUCUUAGAUAUGGCGCUAGAUUGACUCUGUUGCCGAUAGUGGUACCGUGUCCAUUGCGGUCGGCCUGCAUAGGCACCAACAAGACGAAUGGACUCAAUAUAUGCUCGGUAAGAGCCAAUUGCAUCAUUGUGAGAGCCGCCAUUUUUAUAUUCUUGCCUUGUCUGCGUUUCAGGAAGGGCAUGAGGGUUUUGCAUGCAACCGGUGCAAGGCGGCUUUCUCGCGUCAGACGCCCCUGCAGCCGUGCACCCCAUGUGCCCGACUGUGGCAGAUUGUGAUAGUCAACGUGUUGCUUGUGGUCGCCAUUCUGAUGGCCAUCUUCUUACUCACCGCGCUCGCGGAAAGGUCAGCACGCAGCCAUGUACCUAUCACGGAGGCCCGCUAAUCGAUCGACCCCCGUGCUGUCUGGGUGUGUGUCUGAGUACAGAGCGGCGGCAUCCUCCCGCGCUGAGGUCCCCUCUCAGCUGAUCAAAAUUGGACUCUCACAUAUUACCGCUGUAAGCGAAGACAGACACAGACUACGGACUCGCGUUCCUUCUGUUACUUUUCUGCUGUCGGUGUGAGUGCAGGUGUGUGGUCUGCCUUUCUCGUGUUCGACGAGUCCCUAG